Messenger RNA from Dioszegia hungarica, 2325 nucleotides. RefSeq lists its product as uncharacterized. Gene Ontology annotation, biological process: regulation of DNA-templated transcription. The transcript has 16 exons. Lineage: Eukaryota; Fungi; Basidiomycota; Tremellomycetes; Tremellales; Bulleribasidiaceae. The record is from RefSeq and is a predicted model, not a curated record. Gene Ontology annotation, molecular function: DNA-binding transcription factor activity, RNA polymerase II-specific; transcription cis-regulatory region binding. Bases 1 to 2325 code for a protein of 774 amino acids. Gene Ontology annotation, cellular component: nucleus.
AUGAGUGACGACGAAGGCUCACAAGAGGGGCGGCCCGCAGAAGGCGGCGCCACGGACUCCCGGCCCGCCAAGAAACCCCGCGCAAGCAGAGCGCUCAAGUCCAAGGUGCUCGGCCUCGAGACGCAGAUGCAGCAGGUCCAAACGAGCCUCGAUAGCGUCAUGGCGCUCCUGCAGAAGUCGCUGGGUGGACCAGCGGCUGGUCUGGGCUUAGAUGGCCCCUCGAUGGCAGCACAGCCUCCCAGACAGGUGAUCGGUCCAGCCAGUAUAUCGCCUCGAGCGGUUGGUCCCUCUCAGCCAUUCCAUCCCGUACAUCAGCGGUCUUUUGGGCACCCAAUCUCUCCUACCGCAGCGACGAUGUUUCCGCCCCAUAACGCUCCAGGCGGAUCUAGCGGACCAAGCAGCUCCAAGUCGCUACCCCCUUGGGACCUUCCUAUGCGCGCGGCUGGCCCAAUGCCUCAUGGUCAUGUGCAUCCGACUGCAGUGCCUGCCGGCCGACACCUCAGCCAUGGCAGCGAUACUCGUCCAAUCAGCGGCAACUACAAGGUCCAGGGCCCACCGUCUCUGCGGAGCCCGCACGACCUCGCGCCGAUUGACGCAGGGGAUGAAGGGGACGCAGAGCCCCUCGGAUACUCUGCGAUGCGCUCGAUGCUCAGAUUCGAGGAGAAGGCGCGACUCCAGGCGGAGGGCUUGGCAGGGGAUGACGGGACGGACCCGGCUGGGGUGUAUAGGGCUGGGCAGAAACGAGGGAGGUCAGACGACUUCUCGCCAAAUAGGGUGGCUGCGGCGCUGGAUCCGGUGGACUCGGGGCUGUGUACUGAGGCAGAGGGACAUCAGCUCUUCAAGCUCUUCUUUGAGAACUCGCAUGCGUUCAUGCCUGUGUUCGAUCCGGCGGUGGAUACGUGGUACAGUCUUCGCCAAAGAUCGCCUUUCUGCAUCUCUGCAAUCAUCUACAUUGCGAAAAAGACGCAAGACGCUGGGUUCUUGCAGAGUGAUGCUCAAAGAAGGCUCAGAGAGCACGUUGAAAGUAUAGGUCGGGGAUACUUCUUCUCGCCCGUAGUCUCGGUGGAAAUACUACAAGCCAUGAUCAUCUUAUCAGCUUGGGGCGAUACCUCUGGUCGGCCAGGCUUUAUGGCGCUGAGCAUUGCAUACGAUAUGGACCUACAUCGAUGCCUGCCUCAACUCGCCAAGAUGACGCAACCGCUAGACUAUGUCCAGUUCUCCUCGGACGACGCCAAAGCCCAUCGAUCCCUGGUCGUCGGAUCACGACUCUGGCUCAUCACUGCCAAGCAGAGUAUAGAAACGUCGAUCAAUCACAGUCGCCCGCUCUGUGUCAGCGAAGCGGACAUCGUGCCGCACAUGCACGCAUUGCUGCAUCAGCCGUAUACGAUAUCUACCGAUAGUCGGAUCGUCGCAUCUUGCGAACAUCUCGUUUCUCAGCUGCCGUUACAUCGUAAUGUCCUGUCUGGAGAUCAGGACCAGCUCGAUAUUGUCCUACGAGUAUAUAACGAACAAGCUCAGUCAUGGCUUGUCCGGUGGCAGACUUACUAUGAACAUCGUGGCGUCCCGUCCACGCACCUCUUGUUUUCAGACUUGCACAAUCAGAUGGCUUUCGGAUCUGUGCAAGCCAAUUCUUUCCUCCUUCGUUCAGUCCGAACGCGGGAUGACCUCGACACGUUCUCCGUAGAACGGCAGAGAUGGCUUCUGAAUUCACUCGAUCACGCUCGUCAGAUCACGCAGCGAAUCAUCAUGUCCGAGAAAGACAAGCUGUUCUACGCGAAUCACUUUUCGCAUAUCGCCCUGGCUAGCGUAUUCCGGAUAUACGUCAGGCUGGCUAGUCUUUUCCCAGAACAUGUCGAUUUGCGGAGGACAGCCAAGGAUCUCACGGCGGUGGCUGAUAUCCUGUCUCAAUUCCCCGGUGUCUCCUUCGCCCACAAACUCCGGCAUGUCAUCCAACGCGCCCGACAAUCCAAAAUCCUCCCAUGCGAGACUCGCGCACCCUCCCCAUCUCCCUUCGCAAACGGCAAUGGCAACGGACCCGCCAACGGUCACGGUCAAGGCCACGGCCAGCCAUCCAUGUCAAACCCGUAUCUGCCCAAUCAGCCAUAUGACUCAAGCAAUAACCUGUUGGAUUUUGACCUUUUUGCGAACGACCGGAUGAACCAGUCACAGCAGGGCCAAGGACAGAACCAGCCUAUUGUGGAUCUGGAGGGUUUCAUUGGGGAGUUGUUGGCGUUAGGGGGCGGGCAGGGGAAUGCGGCGCCUGCGGACGCAGCGAACCCUUGGUCGGACUUCCCGUUCUUUGAUUUCAGUAAUCACCCAGCAUGA